CUUAUGGGAGACUUAGUGUGCUGUCAAUAAUUGUUCAAAAUAGAUUUUUAAAUCGCUUGUCUUUGCAAAAUAUAAAUUUCUGUAAUAAUGGUUGAUAAUAUGGAAAUAAUAAAACCAGUAAUAACUCGAGAAAUGGUUAGAAUCUUGCCAAGUGUAACAGAUGAUAGGAUAACAUUGCCCGACACAAUAGACGACAUUGUAAAGGAUUCAGAGAAAGCCGAUAAAUCUGAGUCUCAAGAAGAAGAAAACACGGAGAAAACGUCGGAAUCCGCUGAAGAGGAAGAGGACGAGGACGAAGAACCAAAGCAGUCCGAGAAAGAGGAAAUAAAGUACGCCUGGAAUGCACCCUGCAUGAUGGUUCUCUUCGAGGACGGUGAUCUCAACUGCGCCCUUCAUCAUUUAGUGGAAUCCCUCCAAGAUCCGUUCGCCUUAGACGCAGUUGCUGUGCUUUUGGUACAGGAAAGCUUAGUAGAGGAACUCGAAGGUCGAAUAGUGACCUUGAUGAAACCAUUAGAUUCCAGGGUGGCCAAUCAUCCCUGCUAUAAGCGCACUUUGCUCAAAAUUUCCGAACUGAAACCCAAAACUAUAAUCGGCCCUCCUGAAUCUGUACUCCCUGAUGCCACGCCCAUGCUGGUGCGGGAUGUUCCCCACAAGUUCUUGGGCGUAGGACCCACUGGCGUUAUAACCAUGCACAUAUUUCGUACGCCCUUCGAGGCCACUCAGAUAUAUCGAAAGGAGUACCCCCUGCCAAUUGCAUCGGUUAGCAUCUGGAAUGAAAGGGUAUCGAGUGUCUACGAAGUUGUGGGCUUAAUGAACCACUUCGAUACCUUUAAGGUGAACUGCUUUAGAGUGAGCAUGGAGCCCAUUAAACGGGCGUUCGAGCUGCGAAAAUACAGUGCCUGCAUGCAUCAAGGUUAUCACUAUGAAACGCUGCUCAUUAAUGGCGAGCGAAAGAUAGUCAUAUUUCCGGUGGGAUGCAUAUUUGGUAACUGAAGUGUAAUCUCAAAAUCGAAUUUAUUAAAUGAAAAUUUGUCGAUUAA
Messenger RNA from Drosophila ficusphila, 1040 nucleotides. RefSeq lists its product as uncharacterized. The coding region runs from base 88 to 993 and encodes 301 amino acids. The transcript has a single exon. Lineage: Eukaryota; Metazoa; Arthropoda; Insecta; Diptera; Drosophilidae. The record is from RefSeq and is a predicted model, not a curated record.